UUUACAAUAAUUUAACAAACAUAAGCAAUUACUAUUUCUGCUUUGUGUGUUUUGUUUGACGUUCUCGCUAUGUAGUGAUCGGCUGGUGUGGCCAUAACACCAGAACACACCAAACGUUUACCCUAUGGAAAUCUACCGAGCAUUCCUCGUAGUAUUCAACUCUCUCCUAAUCCAUUCCGUUUCACACAGACAACCCAAAUAUUCAAUCCCUUCCUAAUUUGGCACACGCAAUCCUCUCCAUGCAAUCUGCAAACCUAGGCAGCAGCACUUUAAACUCUCCCCUCAUUCAGUCAAAGGCAACAUCAACCAAAGGGAGAUCCACAAUCUUCAACAUGUUGGAAUCCCUUACAGUGGUGUUUUUCUAACAUCAAACGAAUCUGGUUAGUUGAUUGCAAUAACGUGUUCGAUAUAAGUCACAGUUACAUUCGCUAUAAAUGGAGCAAAUUGAACACAAGGUUGCCAUGGUGAAGAUUGAAUAGUCCUAAUUCGAGAGCUUGCAAUCUUCACACAAUCUGCUGGAUCAGCCAGACUUAUUUGAAGGGAUCACCUUAAGGAAACCGAUGAGAUUCCACAGGCUAAAAGUAAAAGUCACAGAUAAUGGUGAAAACGCUCAGCAGGUCGGGCAGCAUGUGUGGGGGCAGUUAUUCGAAAUCAUAAUUUUACCGCCUUCCUGCACGGACGCUGUCUAAGUGGCGGGGUGUUUCCCGCAUUUUCUGCUGAGUUCCGUAUGACCAGUAAAGAUGUAUAUUUUGCAAGUACCACUCAGCAAAUGUUCUAAAUUCGAGGGGCAAGAUAUGCUGCCUAAUAUCCGAAAUAAGGCGAAGAAACACAGCUAUGUUUCGAGAUUGUGACAUCCCUGGAAUCACUCAAGAAAUGACCUAGGUUUGCAAAGAUGGAGUUUGGAAAUUCUUGAUUUAUCCCUAUUUAUUGGUGAACAUUUCCUCACCUGCUUUUAAGUUAGUUUCAACCUUUCGUCGCAAUGCUUUCCUGAACUCCAAGAACACUUGUGUAAGAUGAUUUCCCUACUGGGGCUCAUGGUUUUAGUGACAGCGGGAGAUGUUUUCACGAACUUUCACUUCAGCGCCUCAGCCCAGUCAGGUGAGCGAAGGGUGGUUGCUCACCAGCCGGGGGACAUCAUCAUUGGGGCUUUAUUCUCAGUUCACCACCAGCCACCCGCGGACAAGGUCCACGAGAGGAAAUGCGGCGCCAUAAGGGAGCAAUAUGGCAUUCAGAGAGUUGAAGCCAUGCUGCACACGCUUGAGCGCAUCAAUGCGGACCAAAUGUUGUUACCAAACAUAACAUUAGGAUGUGAAAUUAGGGACUCUUGCUGGCACUCCGCGGUGGCUCUAGAACAAAGUAUUGAGUUUAUAAGAGACUCUCUUAUCUCCAAUGAGGAAGAGGAGGGAAUAGUGCGCUGUGUUGAUGGAACUACCGUACCGUUCAGAGCCAAAAAGCCCAUCGUUGGCGUUAUCGGGCCUGGUUCCAGCUCUGUGGCCAUUCAAGUGCAGAACCUACUGCAACUUUUCAACAUACCUCAAAUUGCAUACUCUGCCACGAGCAUGGAUUUAAGCGAUAAAACAUUGUUUAAGUAUUUUGUAAGAGUGGUGUCAUCUGAUGCCCGUCAAGCGCGUGCCAUGGUUGACAUUGUGAAGAGGUACAACUGGACUUACAUCUCCGCUAUACACACAGAAGGUAAUUAUGGAGAAAGUGGCAUGGAAGCUUUUAAAGAGAUGGCAGCUAAAGAGGGAAUCUGCAUUGCUAACUCCUACAAAAUCUACAGCAAUGCUGGCGAGCAGAACUUUGAUAAGCUUUUGAGGAAGCUGCGCAGUCAACUUCCAAAGGCCCGAGUUGUGGCUUGCUUUUGUGAGGGCAUGACUGUAAGAGGGCUGCUGAUGUCCAUGAGGCGACUUAGAUCAUUGGGAGAGUUCCAGCUGAUUGGCAGUGAUGGCUGGGCAGAUAGGUAUGAUGUGACAGAUGGCUACCAACGAGAGGCAGCUGGAGGUAUAACAAUCAAACUCCAGUCUCCUGAUGUAACAUGGUUUGAUGAUUACUACCUUGAGCUGCGGCCAGAGACUCACUUCAGUAAUCCCUGGUUCCUGGAGUUUUGGCAACAUAGAUUUCAGUGCAGGCUGAAAAAUCAACAGCAAGAAAAUUUUGAAUAUAACAAGACCUGUGACGGAACAGAAUCAUUACAUGAUCAAUAUGUACAAGACACCAAAAUGGGAUUUGUGAUAAACGCAAUUUAUUCAAUGGCCCACGCUUUACACAACAUGCAACAAAACCUGUGUCCUGGAGUUAAUGGGCUAUGUGAAGCUAUGAAACCUAUUGAUGGGAGAAUACUGUUGGACUUCCUCAUGAAAAUCAACUUUACUGGAGUAUCUGGAGAUGUCAUCUCUUUUGAUGAAAAUGGUGAUUCACCAGGAAGGUAUGAAAUAAUGAAUUUUAAAAAGCUGGGCAAAGAAUAUUUUGACUAUAUUAAUGUUGGAAGCUGGGACAAUGGAGAGCUGAAAAUGGAUGAUGAUGAAAUCUGGUCCAGUAAGAAUCUUGUUGUCCGGUCUGUCUGCAGCGACCCAUGUAAAAAAGGGGAAAUAAAAGUGAUCCGGAAAGGUGAGGUAAGCUGUUGCUGGACCUGUACCCCAUGUAAGGAAAAUGAGUUUGUGUUUGAUGAGUACACCUGCCAAGCAUGUCUGCUUGGCUCUUGGCCAACUAAAGAUCUCAGAGAUUGUGAAAGGAUUCCUGUGAAGUACCUCAGAUGGGGAGAUCCUGAGCCAAUUGCUGCAGUUGUCUUUGCCUGCCUUGGUCUUCUUGCCACCAUGUUUGUAAUGUUUAUAUUUAUGGUGUACCGGGAUACUCCUGUGGUCAAGUCAUCCAGCCGGGAACUUUGCUACAUCAUUCUAGUGGGAAUCUUUCUCGGCUACCUGUGUACCUUCUCUCUCAUCGCCAAACCCCAAAAGAUUUACUGUUAUCUACAGAGAAUUGGAAUUGGUCUUUCCCCUGCAAUGAGCUACUCUGCACUUGUGACAAAAACCAAUCGGAUUGCUCGGAUCCUUGCUGGGAGCAAGAAAAAAAUCUGCACUAAGAAGCCCAGAUUUAUGAGUGCUUGUGCCCAGCUCGUAAUUGCCUCAGUGCUGAUAUGUAUUCAGUUAGGAAUAAUUGUUUCCCUGUUUAUAAUGGAGCCACCAGAGGUCGUCCAUGAUUAUCCAACUAUCCGAGAUGUCAAGCUGAUAUGUAAUACCACCAACAUAGCUGUGGUUGCCCCUCUUGGAUAUAAUGGCCUAUUGAUUUUAAGUUGCACCUUCUAUGCUUUUAAAACUCGAAAUGUCCCUGCCAAUUUCAAUGAAGCCAAGUACAUUGCAUUUACCAUGUACACCACCUGUAUCAUAUGGCUUGCCUUUGUACCCAUCUACUUUGGAAGCAACUACAAGAUCAUUACCAUGUGUUUCUCUGUUAGUCUAAGUGCUACAGUGGCACUGGGCUGUAUGUUUGUUCCAAAAGUAUACAUCAUCCUGGCUAAACCAGAAAGGAAUGUGCGCAGUGCAUUUACCACAUCCACUGUUGUCCGAAUGCAUGUUGGUGAUGGGAAGUCAUCUUCUGCCGCUAGCCGCUCCAGCAGUUUGGUAAACUUAUGGAAAAGGAGAGGAUCAUCUGGAGAGACUCUAAGCUCAAAUGGAAAAUCUGUAACCUGGGCUCAAAAUGAACGUAUUUCUCGAGGUCAUCACCUGUGGAAGAGGCUUUCUGUUCACAUAAAGAAGAAAGAUAACACAUCGAAACAAUCUGCUCUCAUUAAACCUUUCUCCAAAAGCUCUGAGAGUCGGCACAGCACACACAGCUAUCCAGAAGCAAAUAUUAAAGGACUGUAUGAUGUCUCUGAGGCCGAGGAGCAUUAUCCAGUCCAGUAUGUACCACAAACACCUUCACCUAUAAGUAUCGUGAGCCACAGAGCUGGAUCUGUCAGCCGAGCAGAGAAGGAAAUGCCCACAUUCCAGUCUGAGCACAUGCAGAGAAGCAGUUCUUCCCAAGGCUCUCUAAUGGAGCAGAUCAGCAGUGUGGUAAAUCGCUUUACAGCCAACAUCAGUGAACUGAAUUCUAUGAUGCUUUCAUCAGCUCCUUCAGGGGUUAUUGGUGCAUCUCCCAUCUGUUCAUCAUACCUGCUCCCUAAGGAGAUACAGCUGCCCACACCGAUCACAACAUUUGCAGAUAUCCAGCCUCUCCCAGCUAUAGAGGUGAAUGGACGAUCACAGCCUGCAAGUGGUGUUUCAAAUGCAAGCGUCAAGGAUGGUACUUCGGAGACUUCAGUGGUCAAAACAGAUUUUGAGGAGCUUGUAGCUCUUACUCCUCCCUCACCUUUCAGAGACUCCGUUGAUUCAGGGAGUGGUUCUCCCAAUUCUCCUGUAUCAGAAUCAGCACUUUGCAUCCCAUCAUCUCCUAGAUAUGACACUCUGGUUCUGCGUGACUAUACUCAAAGCUCUUCAUCUCUGUGAAUGUAUAAUGUAUAUUGAUCUAAAAGUGAGCUGAAGCUAAUAAGAAAUCUGCAAACUUUAGUCAAUUUUAUCCCAAACAUAAUUUGUUUUAUUCAUGUCAAUGAAUAUUGGCAUUGAUUCUGCAUGGUUGAAGAUGGGAUUACUCUCAAUGUUGGAAUCAAAAUGAAUUUCACAAGCAGUUUGAGAAUGACUUGUUGGUAGAAAACUGACUGCUAGUGGCCUUAAACCUUGUGGGUUCUUUGCACAUGGAAUUUAAUUUGUACUUAGAUUGAGAACUGGGAAGAGAAUGACAUGGCUAGAUAGUACAAAUUGCCAACUGUAUUGCUGACAAUGACAACUGUUUAAAGAAAAGACAUGAUUGCAGGUAAAGUUGACUGCAAGACUUCAGCAAUCUGUUGCAAAGAUUGUUAUUUCCUAUCUCCAUGGUGUGGAACUGCAAAACCUCUCAAAAGGUUGAGACCAAAAAUGAAUGUAAGUUUGUGGAUGAGGAUCAUAGGAUUCAGGACCAAAAGGACUUACAAUUUUGUAUGAAAGAGUUGAGGUGAUCUUUGUGAACGGAAAAUAUCUAUUACCAACACAUAAACAACUGUAAAAGAUAUAUGUAAGAUAUAUUAUAUGAAACAUAUCAUCUUGCAUUAGGAGCAGAAUGAUUAAGUUGCAGUAUCCCUUCCACUUGGCUCUUAGACUGCUUUCACCAGUCAAAAUAACAUAUAUAUAAGUUAAGACUUACAGUAGAAAUUAAAAGUCUUUUCCAUUGUUCAGUGAUAUAUGUUUUACUCCUUUUCUUGUGGCUGGAAUAUUUCACCAAAUUUAUGUUAUUUAUUAUUUUAGGAAUAAUUUAAUAAUUCUUCAUAAUGUUAUGGGUUCUUGUAGCUAGUGUCAAAUUGUGUGGAUGAGUUCAUUGCAUAAUAUCAUUUUCUUUAGUAAAUUUAAUUGAACUUGACAUCAACAAUCUAUCUUUUACUUAAAACCCUAAGAAAAUAAUAUCACAUGGGUACUCUGAGCAUAUGAGCUCUUCGGUAUGAGGCAAUGCAUGACAGAAUUUGUCAUUACUGCAGUUAGAAUGACAUAUUUGUUUUUGGACUCCAUUUAAAAAAUGGCUAUUUUUACCACACUUUUAAUUUAUCUGCUUAUUUUGGAGAUUAAAGUUAAUGAAGUGGGGUUAGUACUUAUAUGAGAAAAUAUCUAAAUAACUCAAUCCCAUUGUCAAUAAUGUAUAUAGCAUUAUUCAGGUAAAGGCAUCAUUUAAACUUUGAGUAGUUCAUUUAUAUUUUAAUACUAGUACAUGGUCAUAUUGAAGUAAGAUUUCUAGUGUUCAUGUAACUGUGAUUGCAUUAGUAAUUAAUAUUUUGUUCACUUUAUAUGGCAAUUUUAAUUUUAGCUUUAUUCUUAUUAUGGUCAUGAAUCAGAAGAAAAAUAAACUCAAGCCAGGGCAAAUCAUUUGAAAUGUAGGCUUCAAGUAUUUAGUGCUGUAUGAAGAAUAUCUGAGUAAACUUAUCAAUCAAUUACUUUUAGGUAUAUAUUCUUCAUGGAUAUGAUUGAUUGCUAGCCUAACACUUUUGUUCUCAAUUUUUAGCACUAGGGUGAAAAGUUAUCAAUUACUACAUCUUGCCAACUUUUACUUAAGUUUUUGACAAAAACUGCAAACAAUCAUUCUCUAGUGAAAAGGUAAGUACUACAGGUAAUUUUUAAAGUAUUUCAGCAAUCACUUAAUUGACAGUGCCAACAAAAGGGAUACUGCAGCUUUAAAUAACUCCCAUGUCACAUGUAAAUGUUUUAAAUAAUGCAAAAAAGCCUUGAGAUUCAUGAUAAACAUGAAUAUUCAUAUUAAUUGAAAAAUUGUAUAUAUUGAGGUAUACAUUCAAAGGUUUCUAUGAAUGUGCAUGAAAUAUGCACACGUGUUGGUACAUAGUGAAAUGAACAUGGUUUAUGGAUAUAUCAUAAUUAUCAGCAAAUUCCAAACAAUGCAAAAAAAAAACCUUUGGCAGUUUGCUCAGUGUUUAAUUUUAUUGGGGACAGUAACUUGGUUGAAACAAGAGAUAUUACAAAGAUAGGUAUGAUUAUAAUUUUGUUGCAGAUUUGCAGUUAGAGUUUACUGUAAUUUGCCCAGAUCCAGGAUGAUAACAUCUUGACUAUCACCGUUUUAAAGAACUUGAGUAACUUUCUUCAAACAUCUUAAACCCUUUGCCUUCAUAAGUUUAUGCUCAGUCUAUUUUCUUUUAAUGAAGGGUUAGCCCAGUGAAGACAAAUCAUAUUCUUAUAGACAUUGAAGUGAUCUGUUACUUUAAUUGUUGACUCAGCAAAGAAAGUAUCAUCAUUUUUACCAAUUACAUGCAUUCAUUCAAAUAGACAAUAAACAAUGGUGUCUCGGGGUUUUAUGAGCAUCCUGGGAAACCUUUAACAAAUAAGAAUCAUAAACAGAAAUUAUUGAUAUCAGCAGAUCAGGGAACAGCAGAGAGAGCACAUUUAUGCUUUGGAUUUCAGCCCUUCUUCAAACAUCAACAAGUUUUGAAGCAAUGUCUAAACCCAAAAUAAGAACUCAUCUGUGCUUUCCAUGGAUUCUGUUGACUUGCUGAGCAUUUCCAGUGUCCUCUAUUUUUGUGCCAGAUUUCCAGCAUUUGCAAUCUUUGGUCUUUGUUUACUUAGGUAAAUGCUUAUUUUCUAUAUAAACAUAUUCAUACAAUCUGUUGACAUUAUCUUUAUUUUAAAAUAUCUCUGACAAGGUCAUACACUUUCUACUUAGGACAUGAUGUUUAAUAUCAAGCAAUAGUUUUAUAUCUCUCCCAUUUUAAUAACUUGAUUGGUUUCUGUUACAAUAAUGCAUGCAAUUACUAUUAUUUUAUAUUUCAUCUAUCAUAAGUUUACACUUUCUUGAACCUAAUUUUGGUCACUCAUCUUUUAUCCAGUUCUCAAAUCCCCUUUCAGAUGCCUCUCUUUAUUUUGAGUUCAAUGCAUUAGUUUGAUGCUCAAUGUAAACAUUAUUGUAUUUCCAAGCAAGCCAUCUUGCUGGGGGGUGGAACAAACACAGCAACCUUUUCCACUCUUUUUUCUCUUCUUUUGUUUCUGUGCUUCUCACAUAAUGAUGUUUCUUGCCAGUUGCUUGGUCUGUUGCUGGACAAGAUGAUAUCAUAAUGAUGGCCCUUCUCACACACAUCUACAGAAAUAACCCAAUUAUAUCUGUAGACUCUAUGUGAUGUAGGUGCUCUUAUAUUAUAGUAAGUGAAAUGCAAUAAUGAAUUUUGAAGGUGUGCAUUCCUAAAUGAGGCCAGUACAGCAUAUACCAUGUAAUAUUCUGAAAUUCUUCAUUAUAAGUUAUUGAACACAAUAAACUUGUGAAAACCAACUCAGAUAUUGGCUGAAGAAUUAGGAUUCAUUGUAUCUUUAAAUGUACUAAGAUGUUUCUUCACCAUAAAUCAAAAAUAGUGCCAUAUUCUCUCCAUACAUUGGGUAAAAUAAAUGGUUCAUACUACUGAAAAAUUGUUUUCCCUUACAUAGUUAAUUUAUAUUUAGUAGUUGCAAAUAAUUAUCCUACAUACAAACAUAGGAAUGCAUUAUUAAUCCCCAAAUUUAACAAAGACUGAAUUCUUGAACAAUAGUUGACACAAACUGCACUAUUGCACACCUCCCAAUUCAUUUCUGUGUAAAGUUUGACUAUACGGUAGAACGGAAAGUUUACGUAUCCAGAAGUUCAAAGGUGAAGAAAUUAACUUGUAUAACUGAAAAUAUAUACUGUUGAUGACAAACUGGGGGGCAUAUCUACAAAGAAUGCAGCCCCAUUUAAUUUGUGUUUAAAUUGACUAUUGAUGUUUUAAAAGUGCAAAACUGUGACAAGGUGUAUUAGAUUAAAGCAAUAAUGAACGCAAAACUAGUAUCAGUACAGGUUCUUACACAAUUAAAUCCUGUAUGUUUUGUGAUAACUUUGAAUCUAAAAAUCUAAAAUCCAAACAUCUUUGAGUUCAUUAUUGUGAAAUACAUCUAUAUUAAUAUGUUGUCUAGUUUACAUACUGUAAUGUAUAAAAUGCAAGGAUUAACAUAUAUUCUUGUAUUGUUAACAGUGAAUAGAGAUCAUGGACACAUGUAGUUCCUAAGGUGAAUUCCAGAGAUGGUUCAAUGAUUAAAGAUAUCACAGGCAAAGUUAACUUUGCUUCUUCCUUUAAUGAACAUUGUCACUGUGCAUUUUACCUUAGCAACAGCCUCAGUAAUGUUGUGCAGGCAUUAUUUUCAUGGGCACAUGUAAUCUUUUGCUGCUAUUCAUCAACUAGAUGUGGAAUGUGUUAUGUAACCACUUUAACUGAAGGCAGCAAUUGGUAUUUGCAAAUGGCAAUCGCCAUGUCUCUAACGCUGGUAAUUUUUUUGAUUGUUGUUUUUAAAAAGACAAGCAUAACAGUGCCAAUUUUAAGAAUUUAUUGUGAGCUUCAAGUGCUUCUACUUUUUGUUACCUACCUUUGAUACGUUGUUUUCAGUCAGUUGUGGAAUUUCAAACUCUAGUCAAAUGGGCAGACUGCAUUACUUUCUAGUUUCUUGAGCAGUUGAAAUAUGAAAAUGAGGUGGUAUGUACAACUAAUCUUUAGGUUUCUUUUUGGUGAACAUUUUACCUAUAUAUUCCUAUUGUGCUAUCUCUGUCUUAUUUGGUUUAAAUUUCAAUUUGCUUAUUUCUAGCCUGAUGGAAUCUGAACAUGCUGGAUGUAUCAUUAUAUUAAGAACAAACUGACAUGACUUUGAUAUUUUGGAAUGCUACAAAACACUGCCUGACUAAUAUAUUUUAUCACUGUUGGAAUGAUUUAAGAUACAUUUUAUUCUUUGUGGUAAUGAAUAUCCUCAUAAUUUUCAGCAAUUGAUUCACAUGAAUGAAUACCUAUAGACAAAGAAGCUAGAAAAUUAUUUAGUCUGUCCUAAAUGCCAGUAUGGUAUUAAUUUUGUUAUGUAGAAUGUAAAAUAAUCUUAUUGCUGUGAAAUUGAUACAUUUUGGUACAAUGUGCUGCCAUUUUUUUCCGGCAAACCCAUUUAGCUUUGUAAAUGCAAAAAAAUAGGUAAAUGAUUUCAAUCAUUUCUAGUGGCACAUUUUGCUGUUUGUCAGUAAAUUGUUUUCUCCUGUUAAAACAUGUGAGGUGUUUAUGUAUGAUACAAUGACUUUUUGGAAUAUUAAAACUAUAUUGUAGAA
Molecule: messenger RNA, 9642 nt
Organism: Chiloscyllium plagiosum (whitespotted bambooshark)
Lineage: Eukaryota; Metazoa; Chordata; Chondrichthyes; Orectolobiformes; Hemiscylliidae
Source: RefSeq, a predicted model, not a curated record